Molecule: messenger RNA, 2964 nt
Organism: Exophiala bonariae
Lineage: Eukaryota; Fungi; Ascomycota; Eurotiomycetes; Chaetothyriales; Herpotrichiellaceae
Exons: 1
Coding region: 1-2964 (987 amino acids)
Biological process (GO): regulation of DNA-templated transcription
Molecular function (GO): DNA-binding transcription factor activity, RNA polymerase II-specific; zinc ion binding
Source: RefSeq, a predicted model, not a curated record
AUGGCUACCUCCGGUCCCGAACAAAGACUUGCUCAGCUUGAAGGCACAGGCUCUGGAUACUCAAAGACUUCCCGGCGACAAUACCAGAGUUGUGACCAGUGCCGUAAAAGCAGAAGAGCGUGCGAUGCAGCCACUCUUCGUGUAGCCAACUUUCCCCUUGGAUAUGACCAGAAUUUGGGACCAUCAGAAUACUUGACCGAUGCUUGCUCCAAUUGUGCAAGGACAAGCAAGAAAUGCACCUUCGACUGGCUCCGCACACUCCCCAAGCAGUCCUUACCGAAAGGCAUCAAACGGAAACUGGGAAUAAAUGAGCCGCUUCACUCCGCUGUCGCUGCCCAGCCGACCGCCAUCUCCAACGCAGAAUAUCAUUCGCACUAUAAUAAUAGCUCAUUCGUGGGGAACGGAAUACCAAACCCAGCCCCGUCUCAUUCAUCAACGGACACAACCCACGAUUCCGAUAAUGCUUCUCAUGAACCCAACAGUAUCCGACACCCCGGCCUGGCUGCAAAUGGUUACUCUAAACCCCUUAAUCGCCGCGGACCGGGAGAUACCUCUACAAAAGUUCUUGGCAAGGCCCUCCAAGGCUUUCAUGAAGGACAACACCAUCAUAACAAUGCUGAAUUUCUUGUUCUGACGCGUUACGACACUUCGUCGUCUUCAUCCUCCACAGCUUGUGACUCCGCAACAAAUAUACACGAUGAGACCAGCCUUCACAAUCGACCCAGUGUGGCUCCCGCAACCUCGGAGUCUGAGCAUGAGAACCAGCGCUCGCAACCUCCAGCUAAAUUCGCAAGACUUGCCUCCAGUGGCAACGAAAGUACUAGAUCGGAUUCUUCCGGCAACUCUCAUGCGCGACGAGGAUCCAGCAAUGGGACAUCGUUCUCGAUUAAUCGACGACAACUUUCAGCCCCUCUUUCUCCACGCCAAGUUCGCUUUGCUGACAAUGCUAUGAAAUCAAUGAUAGCCACCGGAUUACUGCGCAUAUAUCAUGAUUCAUUUGAGACAUCUUUGUCGUGCUGGGUUACAGAAAAGAACUGUCCUUAUGAGACUGAACUUUCCGACCUUAUACGACAAACUAGCCCGUCUUCGGUGGCGGAGGAAGCUGCAAUCCGGCUUUCUGAUAACCGCAUAUUCUCACGUGUAUCUCGCCUCGAUUCAGCAUUCUCUCCUCUUAGAGGCCGCCCAUUGACUGCCUACGAAAAUCGAGCUGCAUCACAAGCUCUCAAUGCGGCGAUUAUGGCUUUCGCAAGUCAAUGGUCUCACAGUUCACAUAAUGCGUUCUGGAGAAGUAAAGAAGGCAGAUCCCAUAUCAACGCUUGGCAAGCAAAAUCGAGAGAUGGACGACCCUUGAAAUCACACGUUGAAGACCCAAUCAUUUCUGGUGAGUGCGAGAGGAUGAUACAAAGAACUCUUUGGAAUGAAGCCAAAGCCGCCAUCCAAUCCAGUGGUGAAAUAGAUUCCUUCAAAGUCAUCCUCGCAUAUAUGAUAUUCGCCCUCACCCAGAGGCCAGUGGACCCAAAACCUGUGCAAGAAAGAACACCCCAAAAGCCGAGGACCGAGAGUACAUCGAACUCCAACCGCAGCUGGCCCGAUUUGGACGAUACCAUGUCCAUGGACUCUACGAUGGAUGAAGAAUGGAACCCCUUUCAUGCAAGCGACCUUGAGGCCUUGGCAUCCCCCCCGAUUUAUUUGGAAACCGCAGUACGAAACUUGUUCUCGUGGAGGCGUAAGGUCGAGAAAUAUCGGAGGAUAGAAUCCAAAGCACGAGCGAAGAGUUCGUCAAUUCCUACUAUGAGGGCCAUCUCCUUAAAGGACCAACAGACUUUCAACAUUCUCUUCUGGCUGGGUGUGAUGUGUGACACCACCUCCUCAGCCAUCAGUAGACGACCUCUGGUCAUCCCCGACGAAGACUGCGCUAUGAUAUACGAAGGCAUGAAUGCCUUGAACAUUGAUGAUGAUCCUAACGGACUCGAUUGGCAGCGCAAAGGGCAGCCAGAAGCACAAAGUGAGGCAGCACAAGGAGCUCUCUGGGGUUCUUAUCUGCUCGGUUUCAAAUAUGCUGGACCACGCGCGACGCCGCCCAGAUGGCCGUGCAGUUUUGAAGAAGCGGCGUUAAUUCUCCAAGAGGCCAUCCCGGUCAAGGUGUUAAUGUUCCGAAAAGUCGGUCAGCUCCAGACAUUUGCGUUUCGCCGGACCGCCCCGAGGAUUUUGGAGAAAUGCAUCGAGGAAGCCCUGGCCGUCUACCAACAAUGGAACUCGACCUACGGGCAAUUCAUGAUCGACUGUGUCACGGCACACAACGAGCUACCUCCACACGUCCAGUCAUGGUACGUCAUUCUCGACGGCCAUUGGCACUACGGUUGCCUCCUCCUGGCCGACGCGAUUGCAUCCAUCGACAGGGAAGAAAAGACGAUGAAGCCACAGCGCGACCUGCGCUCGCGCUGCGGGCUGAUAGUGGAGCUGCGACGGAACAACGCACUCGCCAUCGCCAGGAUCGCCGAGGCAUCGCUGUCGGAGCACGCACCCUCCUUCCCCGACAAUUCCGAAUUCCACUUUGCUUGCAACGGCAGCGCCAUCCUCACCGAGCCAUGGACCGACAUUCUCGUGCGCGCCAUGGGCUCCGCCUGCAAGAUCUUCAUUAACUGGAUGUCGACCUGGGAUCAGCCCAGCGACCCCGUGCACCACUGGGUCGUCAACCACACCAGCUACGAUGAACUCCUGGUGCAGGCCGACAUGUGCAUCCAAGGCAUGUCGUUGCUGGGUCGUAAAUCCGACGCCGCCAAUUUCACCGCCUCGAUCUUCAUCGAGCGCUUACAACGCGUCAACUCUGCUCAUCGCAGCGGCUCAACCGAACGCGAUGGGUCUGCCUCGUCCUCUUCCUCCACGGAAGUCGUCGCGCCGCCGCCAGCGCAACGCGACUCGACAUAUCGCAACGGCAUUCGGCCACACACUAUUAAGGUCUGA